Messenger RNA from Humulus lupulus (European hop), 1237 nucleotides. RefSeq lists its product as uncharacterized. The transcript has 3 exons. The record is from RefSeq and is a predicted model, not a curated record. Gene Ontology annotation, biological process: translation. The coding region runs from base 344 to 925 and encodes 193 amino acids. Lineage: Eukaryota; Viridiplantae; Streptophyta; Magnoliopsida; Rosales; Cannabaceae. Gene Ontology annotation, molecular function: structural constituent of ribosome. Gene Ontology annotation, cellular component: ribosome.
AUACAACAAAUUAACAUGAUAAAAUUACAAAAGUACCCUUAUUCUCUACCUCGGUAAGCCCUAAGGAUUCACUGUCUUCACCAGAAGAAGCUCGUCGCCGACCACCUUUGCCGUAGAGAACCGGAAGCUAAGCUCCUCACCUUUGUCGAAGAUUCUUCUUUCAGGCGUUAGCUCUAGGAUUUUAAACACUGUUUUUGGAAACUCCGGGAGCUAUAUAUUUUGCUUUUUGCAAGUUCACACUCUUGAGCUCUUUGCCUCUUGAAUUUCUCUACGAUUCACGAAUUUUUCAAGUAAUCAAUUUUCUGCUAAAUGACAUAUUGAUUUCACUGAAUUCAUCAACACUAUGAGGAUUGUUGCGGUUGCCAAAUCAUUUUGUGUUCGAUCCACUCUGCGGGAAAUAACUGGGCCUUUGCAGCAUCGUUCUUUCCAACAUGAUUUUGUUCCUAGGGAUCCCAAUGCCAAGCCUAAAAAGUAUAAAUACCCUGCAUUUUAUGAUCCAUAUGGUCCUAGGCCACCACCCUCGGAAAAAAUCCUUCAGCUUGCUGAACGAAUUGUAGGAUUAGCUCCCGAAGAACGGUCUCAGAUUGGUCCUGCUCUCACUCUCAAGCUAAUGCUACCAAAGCUGGAGAAGAUAUCAACAGAAGGGAUGGACUUGGGUUCACAAGGAGGGCCAGCUGCUGGGGCAAAGGCUGAAGAGAAGAAAGUGGAAAAAACAGCAUUCGAUGUGAAGUUGGAGAAGUUCGACACAGCUGCAAAGAUCAAGGUGAUUAAGGAAGUCAGGACUUUUACUAGUCUGGGUUUGAAGGAAGCUAAAGAUUUGGUUGAGAAGGUACCUGUUUUGAUUAAACAAGGAGUUACCAAAGAAGAGGCAGCUGACAUUAUAGAGAAGAUAAAGGCUGCUGGAGGAGUUGCAACUAUGGAGUAGGUUUUGUGAGUUGUUAUGUAUUGCCGAGUCUGUAUGGAUAUUCCCCAGUUUUGUGAUGUUGGGAAAUUCUUUAUCUUUCAAAGCUGAGUUUUUGUGAUGUGCAUGAAUUUUCAAUGGCCAUUGAUGAAAGAUUAUAAAGGAAUAAUGGUUAGAGUGAAAACCUUGAUUUGAGCCAGAUUUUGGAGUUAAGACUGCAAUCUGAGCUAUGUUUUCUUGUUUCAUUCCAAUAUGCUCUUUGCUUUAAUGUAUUUAGCUCUAUUUUUAGGUUCUAUCUAUGGAGAUAUCACUAUUUGAUAGGAGUUUUCAAAGCCA